Messenger RNA from Rhizoctonia solani, 777 nucleotides. RefSeq lists its product as uncharacterized. NCBI's taxonomy places the organism in Eukaryota, Fungi, Basidiomycota, Agaricomycetes, Cantharellales, Ceratobasidiaceae. The coding region runs from base 1 to 777 and encodes 258 amino acids. The transcript has 8 exons. The record is from RefSeq and is a predicted model, not a curated record.
AUGUAUACACUCGCUCAAUUCCUUGGCAACAUUGCUAUUGGGACGACGUCCAACCUUCUCAUGUUCCGCGCUAUUGCCAUUUGGUCUCGGAGCAUCUGGAUUGUUGUUCCUCUGGUUCUCGUCGCACUGGGCCAUUGGGCCAUUCUGUUUCAUGGGAUCAUCGCCGUGCGCGCGACUUGGAAUGCCGCCGUCGGAGUAUGUGUGGUAACCGGAACGUCAAAUAUAUUCCUUCGCUUGUUGUACAACUACACCAUGGCGUUUGACUUCUUGGUCCUGAUCUUGUCCGUUGCUGGAUUAAUGCGCACCGGGCAUGGCCGAGGCUCUGGCCUUUGGAAUCUCCUCUUCCAAGACGGCAUUGCAUACUUUGCUGUUGCGUUUGUCGGAAACCUCGUUGCCGCGAUUUUCGCAAUUUUGCAUUUGAACGCUGCUAUGGACAUCAUGUUCACCGUCCCAGCUGCCGUGUUUAGUGCCAUCGUUGCAAUGCGCUGUGUCAGACGGCUGUCUGAUUGGACUGGCAAGGAUGUAUACGUCCACUCUAGUGCCCGUGCCACUGGUGGUUCUCGCCAGCAGACUUCUGGAAAGAAGACGAACGCAGCUGGGCCCGGGGUUAACAUUGGCAUGGACACCUAUUCUAGCAAUACUGGUGAAAUCAGCUUCUAUCGUGGUCAAGACUCCACUCUUGACCUUGAGAGAGCAACGCAUACACGCAGUGUCGAGGAGAUUGUUGACAACGAUAAAAAAUAUCCUCAUCAGGCUAGCUUUAUGCCUAUUCACUAA